Culex quinquefasciatus (southern house mosquito) is the source of this 1841-nucleotide messenger RNA. RefSeq lists its product as uncharacterized. The record is from RefSeq and is a predicted model, not a curated record. Lineage: Eukaryota; Metazoa; Arthropoda; Insecta; Diptera; Culicidae. The coding region runs from base 56 to 943 and encodes 295 amino acids. The transcript has 4 exons.
CGGUGAUCAUGAACGUUGUUGUCGGUUGAGAGAGGUUAGGAGGAUUUCUGUAAAGAUGGCGCCACGUGGUUUGCUGAUUUUGGUGGUCAUGCUUGGGGGCGUGGUUCGUGGAGGAGCCCCGUACAGGAGGCAGGUCAAGCAGCUAGCUUGGGAAGUUAGGGAGAUGCUUCAGACGUGCAGUGGCCGGAACGACUCCCAGUGGAACUGUUUGUGGGAUCAGGGUUUGGCGGCGGUCGAUGACUUUGUGAACCGGGAGAAGAUUCCGCUGGUGACUGGGGUCAGUUUGGUGCGAGUGAAGGCGGGGAAAGUAAAUGCCAGCAACCCAUCGAGUGCAGUGCCAAGCGACGAAUCGAAAAAUCUAAACAGUGUAACGGAAGACUCGGAGCAGAGCAAAACGUGGGCCGGCCGGGUGUUGGAUGCACUGGAUCACAUGUUCGAGACACAUGUGCUGCAAAUCGAUCUGGUUCCGCGUAACAGCGACAGCGCCAGAGGCCAGAGCAAUCAUACUAAACAGCAGCAGCAGCAAAAGAUGUCGAAUGAUGUUAAUGGAUGGUGGCAGAAGAAGAAGAAGGGCAGCUUUCGUGGAUUUGAAACGGAGGAUGUUGGCGAAGGACGUCACCGGCGCCGGCAGCAGAUGAUUCCGAUGAUGAUAUUCGGCGUGGUGGUGUUCGGCUCGUUCGUCAUUCCGAUGGGCUUCCAGUUUCUGGCGGCCCUCAGCGGGAAGGCCUUCCUGAUGGCGAAGCUGGCCCUGCUUCUGGCCUCCAUCAACGGACUAAAACGGGUAGCCCAACCGGGCGUCCACUACGGACUGUACCAUCACGUCGACCAACACCCGCACCAUCUCCACGGCUCGCCUGGCGUCCUGUACGACCGCGACAAUGGAUUUGGCCCUCGCAAUUUGCCACCGGUUCCACCACCCUCCUCACCACAUCCAACAGAAUAGCAGCUAAGUUCAAUUCGUAGGAAAAAACGUAGCCAUCAUCAGCGCCACCGUAGCAGCUUGGGACGAUUCUUCAGUUCGUCGUCCUCUUUCGGCGGAGAACCUGCCCCGGACAUCCUGACCAGUACGACCGUUGUGAAUACCCCACCAACUCCCGCUCCCCAGUUCUACCAGCUGUGGGGAGUUUCGCCGGGAGUUCCACCCCCACCACCACCACCACCUCCCCCGCCGUAUCAACAUGGACCGUUCCCGGGUAUUUCGGACGUUCCACCGUGGCCACCGACCCCGCUGACCCAGUACGCGGCCCUCAUGUCGAGCGCCGCCCAGGCCAGCCUCGCCAUGUACGUCAACUUUGUGCGCAGCAUCUACGCCAGCUGUCGACUGUUCAUGUCCGAGCUGUUCUGGUCGAACGUGCAGAGUCUGAUGCCGUACUUUGCGCCGCCCUGGUUUACGAGGCUUUGGGGGAAUCGGGGUGGUCCGGGGCUACCGGGACAGGUGGCUGCGCCUCCGCCGGGGCAGUUUCAUGGCCAGUUUGGGUACUAUCAGGGGAUUCCACCCGGGGGCAUUACGCACGGUUAAGCGUUGAGGUAGAAGUUUGACGAAGAAUUUGUUGUUCUUAGAAGCCAGAUUUAGCAUUUAGAGUCGUCGUAGUCAGUGUCAUCACAACAGUUUUAAGCAUUCAGCGUUUCCAUUGGUUGACAAGUAAAAUUCAAAUUGAAAUCAGGGUAAAAUCUCAAGUGUUUAGCAGGUUGAGGAAACGAUCCUGAUUCCGUCCAAAUCGACGAGUUUUUUUUUUCUAUUUAAACAACUUUGUUUUUAAGUAACUGUUGAUACAAACUUCAAUUGCUGCAGAUCUCCUUAAACCACGAGGACACUUUUUUGAAAAUCUCAAAUUCAAUAA